AUGGGGUCCAAAAAGGAUCCACGUACACCUGUAAAGGGUUUAGGUCCAAGGCUUAAAAAUAUUGCCGUAACACAUUUUAGAGGACUUUUGGGAGUCAUAGUACCUAUUGUGGCUUUAUCAUGGCAACCCAAGAAAGAUAAAAGUUACAUCACUGUAAGAUGCCUUUGGUUGUGGAUGUUUUGGUUCUUUUUGAUACAACCAGUAAAUAUUCCGGUGACAGGUUUCAUACCCAUGUUUCUUCUGCCCAUGACAGAUAAAAUUUAUGGUAUUCAACUAUUGGUUUUGGUUUGCAGACUGAUCUUCAAAGCAAGUACUGCUGCAUUCUUUUUAUCUAUGAUCUCAAAUAGACUUAUUGUGACUUCAACUAUAACGCAAUUUUUGACUCCAGCUUUCAUGAGCUUACAGAGUAGUACGGCCAGGUACAGAAAAACUGAGCCGGACUAUGAUGUAAUGCGGUAUAUUGUUUUAAACGCGGUGCAAACUGCAUCGGCUAUUGGAAGCGUGGCCAUUGCGCAUGCAGCUUUGACGACUUUAGCAAUGCGUGCUAUUUGGUGCUCGCACCCGGACGCUGGGUUUGAGUUUGCGGAUAUAUUUAAUUAUUUACAAUACACAUGUUUUGCAUUUCCGGUGGCUCUUGCUAUGUUCAUUGUCAAUUUAAUUUAUCACACCUUAGUUAUAAAUAGGGCCAUCGGUAAGGUGCAAAUGAGCGGAAGUAGUAUGACCGUGAUGAGAAAUACGUUAUUACAACAUAAACAUGCAUUACCACCUGCAAAAGCGCAUGAAAAGCUCUGCAUAUUUUUCUACAUUGCAUACUUGGCUUGUUGUUUCUUCCGAUGGAGUGAUUGGUUAAAAAAUAUUAGUAAGGGAUGGUCGGCUUUCAGAUCCGUGGGGUCUCAAGUACCACUAAUUAAAGAUGCAACGGUUGCAGCGAUAUUUGUAGUUGCGUUACACGUUUUACCAAAGUCACUCUCCUUUAGAAAAUAUUUUGUUGCUAAAAAGAAAUCGGAGCUUGGAGUUUUGAAACCAGAGUCGGGCAUUAUGUGGUGGCGCUUUGUGGAUAAAAAUACUAACUAUGGAUAUAUUAUUUUAAUGGGUGGUGGUAUAGCUUUAAAUACAGCUAUACGUAGAACAGCGCUUAGCACAUUGGUAACUGAAAGAUACGCAAAACAACUCACCGAUUUGCCUUGGCAUCCGUCUAUUUUUAUUGUUUGCCUAAUAUCAGUUCUACUCGCAAAUAUAAUGUCUGGAGUCGCCGCCUGCUGCGUUUUCCUACCUUUUGUUCUCAAUAUGACAUAUCCGGGGGCGGCCGCACACUGGAUAAAAAGAACGUAUUUAGGUGCAGUUGCUGUGGGCAUUGGUACUUCGAUGGGUUUUGCAUCACCAUUUUUGUUUACUCCUGCCUAUUUUUGCCAUUACACAGGCAAAGUUCCAAAAAGUAAAAUGGCAAAGUAUUCAAUCGGCAGUAUAAUUAUUUGUACUGUUAUACUGUGGCUGGCUCUCUGUUAUUGGGGUCCUUUUAUAUGGGAUCCUAAGAAUGUUGGAAUCGGAAUCUAUGGUGUAUACGAUUCUGGUUUACCACCCACUCCACCGAGUGGCGGCGAGGGUGGCGGCGGUGGUGGUGGAGAGGGUGGUGGUGGUGGUGAAGGCGGCGGGGGUGGUGGAGAAGGCCUA
Brenthis ino (lesser marbled fritillary) is the source of this 1671-nucleotide messenger RNA. The record is from the annotation of a GenBank genome assembly. Lineage: Eukaryota; Metazoa; Arthropoda; Insecta; Lepidoptera; Nymphalidae.